Molecule: messenger RNA, 174 nt
Organism: Boeremia exigua
Lineage: Eukaryota; Fungi; Ascomycota; Dothideomycetes; Pleosporales; Didymellaceae
Exons: 2
Coding region: 1-174 (57 amino acids)
Source: RefSeq, a predicted model, not a curated record
AUGUGCCUUCCUUCUUCCAUCGAUCGCUUCGCCAUUCCCUGCAUAUACGAAAUCGAAGGCAUCACCACCAUGCCGGUACCCGGACGCCGCUGCCCCGCCUGCCUAGAGCGUGGCGACACUGUAUGGGUCAUCCCUGGAAAAUGCUGUCCGCAGUGUGGCACACCCGUUAACUAG